Uncinocarpus reesii 1704 is the source of this 3150-nucleotide messenger RNA. Its product is annotated as valyl-tRNA synthetase. The transcript has 4 exons. Gene Ontology annotation, cellular component: cytosol. Gene Ontology annotation, biological process: valyl-tRNA aminoacylation. Lineage: Eukaryota; Fungi; Ascomycota; Eurotiomycetes; Onygenales; Onygenaceae. The record is from RefSeq and is a predicted model, not a curated record. The coding region runs from base 1 to 3150 and encodes 1049 amino acids. Gene Ontology annotation, molecular function: ATP binding; aminoacyl-tRNA deacylase activity; valine-tRNA ligase activity.
AUGUCCUCAGUUCCGGCGACUCAGGUCUCGGGCCCUCGAGAUGAAUCGAAUGUUCCCGCAACCGAUCAGGGGAAAACGCCUGAAGGUCUUGGUUCUGCCGGCGCGGGACUACAUCCUACAGGAAGGCCGAAAACCGAAAAAGAGCUUGAGAAAGAGCGCAAGAAGGCAGAGAAGCUGAAAAAAUUCGCGGAAAAAAAUGCUAAAAAGCCGAUUGCGACGCCCAAGAACGCCGAGAAAAAGCCAAAAGUUGAGAAGGAGAAAACAACCGAUGCUUAUGAUCCUUUGAAAAUCGAGUCCGGAAGAUACGAGUGGUGGGAAAAGAAUGGCUUUUUUCAACCUGAAUUCGGUCCGGAUGGGAAAGUCAAGCCAAACGGCGCAUUCGUGAUGACACUACCUCCUCCUAACGUUACGGGGACGCUUCAUGUGGGCCACGCAUUAACUAACGCGCUUCAAGAUACCAUGAUUCGGUGGCAACGUAUGAAGGGGAAAACCGUUUUAUGGCUCCCGGGAUAUGACCACGCUGGUAUUUCUACGCAAAGCGUUGUAGAGAAAAUUCUGUGGAAGUCCGAAAAGAAAACCCGUCAUGAUGUCGGCAGGCCGGCCUUGACAAAUAUGAUUUGGGAUUGGACGCAUAAAUAUCAUAAAAGUAUCACUACUUCUAUGAAGAAUAUGGGAGGAUCUUUGGAUUGGACAAGGGAGGCCUUCACGAUGGAUGAAAAUCUCUCCGCCGCCGUCACGGAAACUUUUGUGAAGCUCCAUGAAGAAGGUAUUAUAUAUCGAGCCAACAGGCUUGUAAAUUGGUGUGUUGCUUUAAAUACUUCUCUGUCGAACCUUGAGGUGGAAAAUAAGGAUCUGGAGGGGCGGACACUCCUCGAUGUUCCAGGCUACGACAAAAAGAUUGAAUUUGGCGUUUUGACCCAUUUUCUCUACGAAAUUGAUGGCACAGAUGAGAAGAUCCAAGUCGCAACGACGCGCCCUGAAACCAUGCUUGGCGAUACAGGAAUUGCUGUUCAUCCAGAUGACAAGCGCUACCAAAAAUAUAUUGGCAAAUAUGCUAAGCAUCCCUUUGUGGAUCGCUUACUCCGAAUUGUUCCAGAUGAAAAGGUCGACCCGGAAUUCGGUACUGGGGUUGUCAAAAUCACGCCGGCACAUGACUUCAAUGAUUUCGUCCGAGGAAAAGAACACGAUCUGGAGUUCAUCUCAAUUAUGAACGAUGAUGGAACGUUUAAUGAUAAUGCCGGUCCUUUCACGGGUAUGAAGCGUUUUGAUGCACGAUACAAAGUGAUCGACGCUUUAAAAGAAAAGGGGCUAUAUGUCAAAUGGGAAAAUAACCCUAUGAAAGUUCCUCGUUGCACUAAAUCCAACGACGUGAUUGAACCAGUUUUAAAACCACAAUGGUGGAUGAAGAUGAAGGAGCUCUGUGAACCUGCCAUCAAGGCUGUCGAGAACGGCGAUAUUGUUAUCCGUCCUGAAAGUGCCGAAAAGAAUUACUAUCGGUGGAUGGCCAAUAUUACCGACUGGUGUCUGUCAAGACAGUUAUGGUGGGGACAUCAAGCGCCAGCUUACUUCGUCCAAUUUGAGGGCGAGAAAGGUGAUGAUAGUGAUGGAAAUCUGUGGGUGACAGGUCGCACCGAAGAGGAAGCAAUGGAGAAGGCGAAAACCAAAUUCCCCGGAAUGAAAUUUACACUUGUACGAGACCCAGAUGUGUUGGACACAUGGUUUUCCUCGGGAUUAUGGCCGUUUUCCACUCUCGGUUGGCCGAAAAAGACACAUGACUUGCAAAAUCUCUACCCGACGUCCGUUUUGGAAACCGGAUGGGACAUUCUGUUCUUCUGGGUCGCCCGGAUGAUUAUCCUUGGCAUAAAAAUGACAGGCCAAAUUCCGUUCCGUGAAGUGUACUGUCAUUCCUUGAUUAGAGACUCGGAAGGAAGGAAAAUGUCGAAGUCACUGGGUAAUGUCGUCGACCCUCUUGAUGUGAUGCGAGGCAUAACUUUGGAAGCACUACAUCAAAAGUUGCUGGAGGGAAACCUUGCCCAAAAAGAAGUGGCUACUGCCACUAAAUACCAGAAGAAAGCUUUCCCAAAAGGAAUCCCAGAGUGCGGUGCUGAUGCCCUACGGUUCUCGUUGGUGUCUUAUACUACUGGCGGAGGCGAUAUCAAUUUUGACAUCCAGGUCAUAUAUGGUUACCGAAGGUUCUGUAAUAAGAUUUAUCAGGCUACCAAAUUUGUUCUUGGUAAAUUAGGCAGCGACUUCGUACCCCGUCCAGCCGCUGUCAAGACUGGCGCUGAAUCGCUUUCCGAAAGAUGGAUUCUCCACAAAUUCAAUAUCGCAGCAAAAAUCGCAAAUGAUAAAUUAGAACAACGUGAAUUCUCGGAUGCGGCAUACGUACUAUACCAGUACUGGUAUAGUCAGCUUUGCGAUGUUUUCAUCGAAAAUUCUAAGUAUCUCCUGCAACAAGACUCUCCCACUGAUGUGCAGCAAUCCGCAAAACAAACUCUUUACACGGUUUUGGAGGGUGCGCUGACUCUGAUCCACCCAAUCAUGCCUUUCGUGUCCGAGGAGCUGUGGCAACGAUUACCGCGCCGCCCUGGUGAUGAGACCGUGACAAUUAUGAAAGCAUCUUACCCAGAGUACAACCCUACUUUUGAUGACCCCGCUGCAGAAACUGCUUAUGACUUGAUCCUCGCUACUUCGAAAGCCAUUCGAAGCAUUUUAUCCGAAUACGAAAUCAAAACAAAAGGGGACGUCAAGAUUCAGACUUACGACGAAUCAAGCCACAAGACCAUCAGCGAAGAGGUUGCGAGCAUCCAAUCUUUGAGCGGGAAAAACAUUGGAGAGAUUACCGUUUUGGCACCCGAUAAUUCAAUUCCCCCUCCUGGCUGUGUUGUCUCCUCUGUCGGAGCAAAUGCGGCUGUAUACCUCGAAGUUUCGAAUGAGGUGCGACUGGAGCAGGAGGAAAAAGCCAAAGCUAAUUUGGCCAAGGCUCUUGAAAUUGUCAAUAGACAGCGUGCAAUUAUGGAUUCCCCAGCAUGGCGAGAGAAAGCGAAACCAGAAGCAAGAGAAAUGGAAGAGAAGAAGCUCAGAGACGCUCAGAGUGAAGCAGCCAGGUUUGAAGAGCAGAUCAAAGACUUGGAAAAGCUAAAGAUAUAA